AAAAAAAGUAUAGUCGACAGAGGGGGACACACAGAGAAACGCACAUAGACGCAUGCAGACGCACAUCUAGCUGUCCAACGGAACAUUGGCCCAUGUGUGUUUAUGCACACACAGAAAAGUGGACAAUUUUACAACUUAAUCAAGGAGUAGCUAUCUGAAAAUGGAGCGGGAGUUAUGGAUUUAACGCGGAGAGGACUUGAAAUGGGCGGUCUGCUGGUGGUGGUGUUGCUGCUGUGGAGUUGCUUGCUGUCGGCGGUUGACGGCUCACCUCUCCUCCUGUUUGCCAACCGGCGCGAUGUUCGAUUGGUAGAUGCAGAGGGUGUGCGGGGUGAGUCGGCUAUCGUUGUUAGUGACCUAGAGGAUGCAGCAGCUGUGGACUUCCUGUAUUCUGAGGGCCUGAUAUUUUGGACAGAUGUCAGCGAGGAGGCCAUCAAACAGACGCACUGGAAUCAGUCCUCCAACUCCCUUAAAGAGGCGUUGGGAACUGGCCAGACUGUGGUAGUAUCAGGGCUGGACAGUCCUGACGGGUUGGCCUGUGACUGGUUGGGUAGAAAGCUCUACUGGACUGACUCAGAGACCAAUCGGAUUGAAGUGGCCAAUCUGGACGGCACCUCCAGGAAGGUCCUGUUUUGGAUGGACUUGGACCAGCCCAGGGCAAUCGCUCUCAACCCUGCUCAACGCUACAUGUACUGGACAGACUGGGGAGAGGAGCCCAGGAUAGAGCGUGCUGGUAUGGAUGGUAGCAACAGGAAAGUUAUAGUGGUUGUGGACAUAUACUGGCCCAAUGGUCUUACCAUAGACCUGGUGGAACAGAAGCUGUACUGGGCAGACGCCAAACUCAGCUUCAUUCACAGAGCUAACCUGGAUGGAUCAGCACGUGAAACCGUGGUGGAGGGCACCCUGACCCACCCUUUUGCACUCACUCUGUCUGAGGAGACCUUAUACUGGACUGACUGGCAGACCCGCUCCAUCCAUGCCUGUAACAAGCACAGCGGAGACAAAACCAGGGAGAUCCUAAGUGGGAUUUACUCCCCUAUGGACAUCCAAGUCCUGGAGGCCUAUCGACAGCCUUACAUCCACACUCCCUGUAGUGACAAUAAUGGAGGCUGUAGUCACCUCUGCCUACUCUCACCAGUCCAGCCUUUCUACAGCUGUGCCUGCCCCACUGGAGUCCAGCUUAAACCAGAUGGAAAGACAUGCAAACCAGGAGCAGAGCAGGUUUUGCUGCUGGCUCGACGGACUGACCUGAGGAGAAUCUCAUUGGACCUGCCAGACUUCACUGACAUAGUACUACAGGUUGAUGACAUUCGCCAUGCCAUAGCUAUCGACUAUGACCCAGUUGAGGGUUACGUUUAUUGGACAGAUGAUGAGGUUCGGGCCAUCAGGCGAUCCCACAUCGAUGGUAGCAAUGCCAUGAUGUUGGUUACCACGGAGAUCAACCACCCAGAUGGCAUUGCUGUGGACUGGGUGGCCAGAAACCUGUACUGGACUGACACUGGCACUGACCGCAUUGAGGUUACCAGGCUUAAUGGAACCUCUCGGAAAAUUCUUAUUUCGGAGAACCUGGAUGAACCCAGAGCUAUUGUCCUGGACCCCAUUAAUGGCUACAUGUACUGGACUGACUGGGGCGAGCAUCCUAAGAUUGAGCGGGCCAACCUGGAUGGGACAGAGCGGGUGGUUCUGCUCAACAGCUCUCUGGGCUGGCCCAAUGGACUGGCUAUCGAUUAUGCAGCAGGAAAGCUAUACUGGGGAGAUGCUAAAACUGACAAGAUAGAGGUGAUCAACGUGGAUGGCAGUAACAGACAGACUCUGCUGGAGGACAAGCUGCCUCAUAUCUUUGGUUUUACUCUGCUUGGUGAUUACAUCUACUGGACUGACUGGCAAAGACGCAGCAUUGAGAGGGUCCACAAAGCUACGGCUGUACGAGAGAUCAUCAUCGAUCAGCUGCCGGAUUUAAUGGGGCUGAAGGCCACUAAAGUGACAGAGACAUACGGUACAAAUGGCUGUGCGGUGGAUAAUGGCGGAUGCAGCCAUCUGUGUUUCUGGUGUCGACAGGCUGUCAGCUGUGCCUGUCCCAUGGGGAUGGAGCUUCUCUCAGACCUGCAGACUUGUGUGGUGCCUGAGGCCUUCCUGCUCUUCACCAACAGGGACAACAUCCGGAGUAUCUCUUUGGGUACCAACAGCAAUGAUGUGGCCAUCCCUCUGACAGGAGUUAAAGAGGCCUCUGCUCUCGACUUUGAUGUCUCUGAAAGGAGAAUAUACUGGACAGACAUACAAGCCAAGACAAUCAGCAGAGCGUAUAUGAAUGGCAGCUCUGUAGAACAUGUCAUUGAGUUCGGACUGGACUACCCAGAGGGCAUGGCAGUUGACUGGAUGGGUCGAAACAUCUACUGGGCUGAUACAGGCACGAACCGCAUCGAGGUGGCCCGGCUGGACGGCCAGUACCGGCAGGUUCUGGUCUGUAAGGAUCUUGACAACCCACGCUCACUGGACAACCCACGAUCAUUAGCACUGGACCCAGCCAACGGCUACAUGUACUGGACAGAGUGGGGUGGUCGACCUCGUAUAGCCAGAGCCUACAUGGAUGGCAGCACCAUCACAACACUGGUGGAUAAAGUGGGGCGGGCCAACGGACUGACCAUUGACUACGUAGACCAUCGACUAUACUGGACCGACUUGGACACGUGCAUGAUCGAAAGCACCAACAUGCAAGGCCUUCAGAGGGAGAUCAUCGUAGACGACCUCCCUCACCCCUUCGGUCUGACUCAGUACCGAGAUUUUAUCUACUGGACAGAUUUUAACCUGCGCAGUAUUGAACGAGCAGACAAACGCAGCGGACUCAACCGCACUGUGGUGCUGCAGGGCCAGCUUGAGCUGAUGCUGGACAUUCUGGUGUUCCACUCCUCCCGUCAGGAGGGUACCAACGAGUGCUCCCAUAACAACGGCAACUGUGCUCAUCUUUGCCUUGCCACACCUGCUGGUGCCCAGUGCCGCUGUGCCUCCCACUACACUUUAAACCCCGAUGGACGAAACUGUAGCUCUCCCUCUAGUUUCCUGCUCUUCAGUCAGAAGGCCAGUAUCAGCAGGAUGGUCUUGGGAGAGCAGAGUCCUGACAUCAUCCUGCCCAUCCACGUCCUGAGGAACGUCCGAGCUGUAAGCUACGACCCGCUGGACCGGCUGGUCUACUGGCUGGAUGGACGACAGAACAUCCGCAGGGCCAGAGAUGAUGGAGCCAUGUCUUCCAUGAUAGUGAGCAGCAGCGUUCAGCCAGUAGAUAACCAGCUUCAUGACCUGAGCCUGGACCCCUACAGUCGCCACAUUUACUGGACCUGUGAGACAACCAACACCAUCAAUGUCCAGAGGAUGGAUGGACACACCGUGGGUGUGGUCCUGAAGGACGACACUGACAAGCCACGGGCCAUUGUGGUUAAUGCUGAGAAAGGGUACAUGUAUUUCACCACAGUGCAAGAGCGCUCAGCUAAGAUUGAAGGAGCCAGUCUAGAUGGGACAGAGAGAGAGUCUCUGUUCACCACUGGGCUGAUCAGACCAGUAGCUCUGGCUCUGGACAACAAACUAGGAAAACUAUUCUGGGUAGACGCCGACCUUAAACGCAUCGAGAGUAGUGACCUGACAGGAGCCAAUCGCAUCGUCCUCCAGGAUUCCAACAUUCUCCAGCCAAUGGGGCUGACAGUCCUAGGAGAUCAUGUGUACUGGAUCGAUCGGCAACAGCAGAUGAUAGAGAGGGUGGACAAACUGACUGGAGAUGGACGCACACGCAUACAGGGACGGAUAUCAUAUCUGACUUCCAUCCAUGCUGUGGAAGAGAUGGAUCCGCAAGAGUUCGCAUCCCACCCUUGUUCCCGUGACAACGGGGGCUGUUCUCACAUCUGCAUUGCUAAGGGUGACGGAACACCUCGCUGCUCCUGUCCCAUGCACCUGGUGUUACUGCAGGACCUGCUGCACUGUGGGGAGCCUCCCACCUGCUCCACAGAGCAGUUCACAUGCUCCACAGGAGAGAUCGACUGUAUUCCUAUGGCUUGGCGUUGUGAUGGUUUCCCUGAAUGUGAUGACAGCAGUGAUGAAGAGAACUGCCCCGUCUGCUCAGCCUUUCAGUUCCAGUGUGAUAAAGGAGGUUGCAUCGACGCUCAAAGGCGCUGCAAUGGUGAACCAGACUGCGCAGAUCACUCUGAUGAACAGGAUUGUGAAACCAUCUGCCCUCCCAACCAGUUCCGUUGUGGUGACAACCAGUGCAUCACAAAGAAACAACAGUGUGAUAACUACUCAGACUGCCCUGACGGAUCAGAUGAGCUUGCCUGUGAGUAUGUGUCACCCCCCUCCAGUGGCAUCCCUAACACUGGGCCUAACACCAUCGUUCCAGUCAUUUGCAUCAUCCUGCUCGUCUUUGUGAUCGGGGGAGCUUAUUUCGUGUGUCAGCGUGUGGUGUGUCGACGCUACAAAGGCCCCAGUGGAACUUUUCCCCACGAGUACAUCAGUGGUACACCCCAUGUGCCCCUCAAUUUCAUCGCCCCCAGCAGCUCUCAGCAUGGCACCUUCCAAGGUAUUUCCUGUGGGAAGUCUAUGAUGAGUUCAGUGAGUCUGAUGGGCAGCAGCAGCAGUGGAGCCCCUCUCUAUGACAGGAACCACGUGACUGGAGCCUCAUCCAGCAGCUCAUCAUCCACCAAGGGAGCCUUCUAUCCUCAGAUCCUGAACCCUCCUCCGUCCCCAGCUACUGACCGCUCUCUCUACAACACAGAGAUCUUCUACUCCUCCAACAGUCCGUCCACCACCAGAUCAUACAGACCCUAUCACCCAGUCCGUGGUGCAGCUCCACCUACUACUCCAUGCAGCACUGACGUCUGCGACAGCGACUACACCCCUCAUCACCCACCGGCUGGGCUGGCGUCAUCAGCAGGCCGCUGGAAGGCCUCGGGCCACGGCAGCCACGGCAAACACAACAAGUACUACAUGGACCUUAACUCAGACUCGGACCCCUACCCUCCACCUCCGACCCCCCGCUCCCAGUACCUGUCAGCUGAGGAGAGCUGCCCGCCCUCCCCUUCCACCGAGCGCUCUUACUUCCACUUGUGCCCGCCUCCUCCCUCGCCCUGCACCGACUCCUCGUGACCCUCCAGCAGCCCCGGAGCCCUGUAAGGAAGGAUGCAGUCCACUUGCUAUAAGAACUGGCCUCGUCUGGGCCACUUUACCAGGGAAAGAACUCAUGUGCCAACUUCCAGCCCUGACCGGCUCACACGUGCUGCUUUAUAUCAGCUGGUUAGGCUCAAGUGCCUUGUUCAAGGUUCCUCUGUCCCACAUUGGUCAUUUCAUCAUUCCAGUCAUCUUGGAGCUCUCAGGGUGACCAUCAUCUGAUCAGUUGUAUGUCUGUCUUCCAUGUUUCCUGCUCUAACAUUCACUCAGUCAUGGCAGGUUGAAGGUUUGAGGCCCUCGCUGCCUCGCUGCAGGGCACAAACAGAGAUGAGUGAAUACAGCCAGCAGCUCCCUCUUACAUUCUCAUUCCAUCUAAAGGAAAAAAAACUUCCUUUGUCGGGCCACUUCUUGACUACAAAUUUUUGAGACUUCCAUCUGUCCGAAUAUACAGUAACUCCUCGCCCCAUGCUGCUCUUGCCCUCCCUGAAACUCUUCAACAUUGAAUGAGAGAGAGUUAGCAGUAGGCACGGCUGUUGUGUGAAAGCCUCACACCAUUUGUCUUCUCCUGCCUCAUGGCGCCCUUGUUGGCAGACCAACGGCAGGACUGUAUAUAGUGUUAAAAUAAUAUGAACAAAAAUAAAUCAGAGAGGAAUUAUUUUACUAUUUUAUUCACGCUGGCUGAUCCACCACUCCAAGAGAAACACACGACAGAUAGGUGAGUGGAUAUAUGCAUGAGUGAAUGAUGAAUGGGUGUGUACAUGAGUACAUGUGAAUGUUCGGCUUGAUGUAGGAAAUCAGAUCAAUUUGUAGAUGCUGACUGAAUUAAUGUGUAUGAAUGAAUGAGGGAUGGAUGGAACAGGGCCAAGAUCAAAGUGUGAAAUCUUUUGUACAUUGUGUUGAAAUUGUGUCCCUCACGUUUCAAAUUGUGAAUAGUGUGUAGUUGAAUCUGGGGCUUUUUUGAAGUCAACCCAGAGACAAAGACUGAUCUGCCAACAGUCUCCCCUUUAUCCCAUGAAAUCACCGUGUGACAACAACAUACCAAAUGAAUAUCAACGUGUAAAGCUAUUGUACAUAGUAUGUGUAAUGAAGUCAGUGAUUGAGUUGUGA
Molecule: messenger RNA, 6252 nt
Organism: Epinephelus lanceolatus (giant grouper)
Lineage: Eukaryota; Metazoa; Chordata; Actinopteri; Perciformes; Serranidae
Gene: lrp5
Product: low density lipoprotein receptor-related protein 5
Biological process (GO): nervous system development
Molecular function (GO): protein binding
Source: RefSeq, a predicted model, not a curated record